AUGAGCACACCCACAAGCCCCUCUCCUACACCUCAGGGGGCCCCCCUACAGGAGGGGGCCCCCCCAGAGGGGGCCCCCAAAAGGGGGCCCCCUGUACCCUUUGCUGCAGAGCUGCAGGGGCUGCCAGUGGUUGCUAGCGCGACCUUCUUAUACGGCGAGUGUAAGCAGAUUGUUUGUGAGGGGGUAGUGCCGGGGGCCCCCCAGGAGAGAGAGGGGGGGGGCCCCCCCAUGGAGAGAGAGAGGGGGGCCCCCAAGGAGAGAGAGGGGGGGGCCCCCAGUGAAGAGGAGAAAGAAGAAGAAGAAAUGGGUACUUUGCUCAGCAGGAGUCUUGCUGCAGCAGAAAAAGAAAUCGUGCCGUUUUUAGCUGCUGCAGCGAAAGCAGCAAAAGCAGCAGCUGCAGCAGCAACAGAAGCAAAUGCAACAGCAGCAGCAGCAGCAGCAGCAGCAGCAGAAGAUGAAGAAGAAGAUACUGUAGGCAAUGACGACUUGGGGUUAGAAGAUGAUUGA
Eimeria mitis is the source of this 507-nucleotide messenger RNA. RefSeq lists its product as uncharacterized. The transcript has a single exon. The record is from RefSeq and is a predicted model, not a curated record. The coding region runs from base 1 to 507 and encodes 168 amino acids. Lineage: Eukaryota; Apicomplexa; Conoidasida; Eucoccidiorida; Eimeriidae.